AUGGGAGGAGUUCGUGAAAAGAAAGCUGAAUAUUUCGCUAAAUUAAGAGAAUACUUGGAAGAAUACAAGUCCAUCUUCAUUGUUGGUGUUGACAAUGUUUCUUCUCAACAAAUGCACGAAGUCAGAAAGGCUUUGAGAGGCAAGGGUGUCGUCUUAAUGGGUAAGAACACCAUGGUUAGAAGAGCCAUCAGAGGUUUCAUUUCUGACAUGCCAGACUAUGAAAAAGUCUUGCCUUUUGUUAAGGGUAAUGUUGGUUUCAUCUUCACCAACGAAUCUUUGAAAGAUAUUAAAGAUGUUAUCAUUGCCAACAAGGUCGCAGCUCCAGCCAGAGCUGGUGCUGUUGCCCCAGAAGAUAUCUGGGUUGCUGCCAUGAACACUGGUAUGGAACCAGGUAAAACUUCUUUCUUCCAAGCUUUGGGUGUUCCAACCAAGAUUGCUAGAGGUACCAUUGAAAUUGUUUCCGAUGUUAAAGUCGUUUCAGCUGGUAAGAGAGUUGGUGCUUCUGAAGCUUCUUUGUUGAAUUUGUUGAACAUUUCUCCUUUCACCUACGGUUUGACGAUUGUUCAGGUUUACGACAACGGCCAAAUCUUCCCAGUUUCCAUCUUGGACAUUACUGACGAAGAAUUGGUUUCCCACUUUGUCUCUGCUGUUAACACCAUUGCUUCUAUCUCUUUGGCUAUCGGUUACCCAACCUUGCCAUCUGUUGGUCACACUUUGGUUAACAACUACAAAAACCUAUUGGCUGUUGCCAUUGCUUCCAAAUAUGUCUACCCAGAAAUUGAAGAAUUGGUUGACAGAAUUGAGAACCCAGACAAGUACGCUUCUGCUGCUCCAGCUGCUGCUGCCGCUGAUUCCACUGAAGCUGCUGCUGAAGAAGCUGCUCCAGAAGAGGAAGAAGAAAGUGAAGACGACAUGGGUUUCGGUUUGUUUGAUUAA
Zygotorulaspora mrakii is the source of this 936-nucleotide messenger RNA. RefSeq names its product 60S ribosomal protein uL10 (gene RPP0). Lineage: Eukaryota; Fungi; Ascomycota; Saccharomycetes; Saccharomycetales; Saccharomycetaceae. The transcript has a single exon. Gene Ontology annotation, cellular component: cytosolic large ribosomal subunit. Gene Ontology annotation, biological process: ribosomal large subunit assembly; ribosome biogenesis; cytoplasmic translation. The coding region runs from base 1 to 936 and encodes 311 amino acids. Gene Ontology annotation, molecular function: structural constituent of ribosome; large ribosomal subunit rRNA binding. The record is from RefSeq and is a predicted model, not a curated record.